Tupaia belangeri chinensis (Chinese tree shrew) is the source of this 1733-nucleotide messenger RNA. RefSeq lists its product as uncharacterized. The transcript has 2 exons. NCBI's taxonomy places the organism in Eukaryota, Metazoa, Chordata, Mammalia, Scandentia, Tupaiidae. The record is from RefSeq and is a predicted model, not a curated record. The coding region runs from base 856 to 1683 and encodes 275 amino acids.
CCCAGCUGGCUGCAGAGACCUGGUCUGCCAUGGCCCGCCAGCUGCCUGCUGAGUCAACGUGCUGAAGGGUCUGCAGCCGGCUGUGCCCCACCCCAGGUUCUAACAGGGCCUAUCUAUGGUGCCAUGUCUGUGAGCGUCUGGCCUGGAGCUGUCCUGAGGCAGACUGGGACCAGCCAUACUUCCUGGCUGGAGGAGCUGGAUUGUAGGUCAAGGCUCCAGGAAAUAGGCUCGGAGGAGGGUUGGCCUGCCAGGGGCGUGGGAGCAGACUUGGGGGCAGACCAGAGAAGGCCCGAGGAAUGCGGGAUGGGACAGGGUGUGGUGUGGCCCGAUGCGUGGCUCACAGGGUUUUGUGCUCUUGUGAGCUGCCCCUGCAGGACAGUUAACCCUUUCCUCCUUGCUGGUCUCUCAGCAUGAGAUGCCCACAGAGACCAGGGUACUCGUAUCUUCAGGCUAGAUGGAGCUCUUGCUGGGCUUUGGUUAGGGGUGUCCUCCGUCUGGGAGCCAGGCCUCUGGACACAGCUGCAGGGCAGGGAAGCACUGCAUCCCCAGGCAGCCGGCGGAAUGAGGGCCCUGUGACUGCUGCUCCUCUGACCUGCCCCAGCAGCUGCCCCAGGAUGCUGCACUGCGUGGCUUUGGUGGCUUAGGCGUGCACGGCCAAGACCCCGACCUCACAGGCUUGUCAUCCCUCAGUGUGGCCUCUGCUGCUCUUAUGAAUGACAGGUCCAAUGGCACACAUGCCCCUGGGCCCACUGUGAUAUCUCCUCUGCUGUCAGUGUUUUCCUGUGUGACCUUUCUCAGGGGACUCAGGCUCUGGGAGCCUUCGGUGGGGGCCUGGCUGCUGCCCUGUGGUCAGGAAUGGCAUUCUCACAUCCAGAAUGGGAUCAGUCACUUCGUUUUCAGGGGGGAAGGUCAGACGGAGCUGUCUUGUUGUCCUUCAACCGUGGGUCGUGGGCAGGUCAUGGGCUGGGACGUCUGCCUGGCUCAGUGCUGGGGCCGCAGCUGGACUUCUGCAGUGGAGAAGAAGCAGCACCUGCUGCUGGGGUGACUGAGGCCGCUGGCUCACUUGUGUCAGCUGGCAAAGCCACUCUGUCACUUGGUGCUCAGCGCCUCCCGCACGGUGGCUGCUUCCCGGUGGGCAGUAACGAGCGAUCCGAAGAUCUUCACAUCCGCAUCUGCUCCCUGUGUCCUGUGCAUGUGUCUCUCCAGGCCUCCCUAGCCCAGGCACUUGCCUUCUCCAUCCGGGCUCCAGACCAGCUCCUGGCUCAGUGCAGCCUUGUCUUGGGCCACAUGGCUUUCCGUAUAAUUGGACGAGCAUGCUAUGUGCAAGGCUGGCAACCCUGUGGCAGGAUUUGCUCACUGGCACCUCCUUGCAGCCACAGGUGUGAGCCAACAGGAAUGUGGGCCGAAUUGGGUGUGGGAAUUGGGUCACCUGCCACCGCCGCUAUCCAGUGCCCAGUGAGUGUGCCUGAGGCAGGAUCUGUGGUGGGGUGCGGUGGCCUCCCUGCUCACAACUUGGUGGAGCCCUACCCCAGCUGCGUGAGCCCCACGACACCCUCCAGCAGGGCCCAGCAGCCUUCUCGAGGCUCAGCCCGAGUGUGUGUCAUCCUCUGUAGAUGGGGUGGCCUUGCUCCAGAGCCCCGGGGAAGGUUCCGAUUUUCUGGUGGGGCUCGCCAGCCCUUCUAGAUGACGUCUUCCCCGCCAUGAACCUCUCCACUCCUGGGGGGUCUGCCGGG